AUCAUUUAUCUCAGUUGGGGCUGAGUGAAAAAUAUGAGAAAUAAUGAGAUAAACUUGUAGUUCAUGCCCCCGUCCGCUAGGUGGCGCUAGUGCAUGGCUCACAAAUCUCACUAUAUCUCAUAUUUCCCAUGUCUCACUAUUUCUCAUUAUAUCUCAGUGGGAUGAGAUUUACGAAGGUGAGAUUAGAUUUCUGCAACCCUGCCCUGAAUGUGCAUAGUAAUUCCCUUUUUACACGUUGAAAUUCGUAUAUGACAUUUUUCGCAGAUAAAUAAAAUCGCUACUCGAUAGACACCUCGGUAUGGUCCCUAGCUCAAUGCAUCUCAAGGGCAGUGUUCCAGCUUUAAAAAAAUUCAAUUCCACUCUAAUACCAAUCAUGGAUAGUGAAAGAUCACUCACAAUUUUGGGAAAUAAUGACACUCCAGAAGUUUUGAUCUACGUCGUCCUUGUAGUUCAGUUGAUAUCGUCAUUUAUAACCGUUGCCAUUCUCUCAUCUGCCGCCUCAUUGAUGACUGAUCACGAUUGGUGUGAUGGAGGAGGAUGUUACGCCCAGAGUGAAUUCAAUGAAAAAUAUAUCUGGGUAAUUUACGGCAUUUCUAUAUUUAAAAUGCCUUUCUUCCAAGCUAAUCAGUACUUGCACGAGGGUCUGUUUGGAGAUAACGUGCAACAAUUGAAAUUCUGGGAGGAAUUCAUGCUCGUCGGAACAACGGGUCAUAUCUGGCUCAACCGACUACUCACCUAUUACUAUGCGGGUGAAUACACCAAGUUUUAUGAGCAAAUGGACGCUUGCCAGAUUAUUUUUGACGUCUUCUCCAUAUUUGUUGUCCACGGGUAUAAAAAUAGGUUGGAGUUAAGGCUUUCCAAGGGGAAGGUUUAACUCUGGACGAAGCAUGCAAAAAUUUGCAAAUUACCUGAACUCGAUCUCUAUGUAUGUACUACCUUGAAUUUCAACGUAUUUAUGCAAAAAUUACGAAUAUCUGUAAAGUUAAUGUUUGUAAUAAUGUAUUUAGGGUAUUUUAUGUCUGUGCAUAUGUAUUAGCCGGAUAGACAAAACAUUGAAUUUACCCUUAUUUAUUUACAAACGGUUAAUUAUACUCAUUCUUUCUUAGGUAAUAAGACCGAUUUUUCAAUUUUCAUAUGUGCUUAGCAAAAAAACAUGCAUGCAUAUGUAAAUAUAACCAACUUAUUUUUUCGAAAUAAAUGUAUGUAAAAUGAUUUCAUGGAAAGAAUAAUAAUAAAUUUAAAGGUUUACCAACUUACGCGAAUUUAUAAUUUAUUCCGUCAAUGUAUUAUAUAU
Messenger RNA from Folsomia candida, 1294 nucleotides. RefSeq lists its product as uncharacterized. NCBI's taxonomy places the organism in Eukaryota, Metazoa, Arthropoda, Collembola, Entomobryomorpha, Isotomidae. Bases 299 to 874 code for a protein of 191 amino acids. The transcript has 4 exons. The record is from RefSeq and is a predicted model, not a curated record.